Monomorium pharaonis (pharaoh ant) is the source of this 829-nucleotide messenger RNA. Its product is annotated as phospholipid phosphatase 6. Lineage: Eukaryota; Metazoa; Arthropoda; Insecta; Hymenoptera; Formicidae. Bases 182 to 805 code for a protein of 207 amino acids. The record is from RefSeq and is a predicted model, not a curated record. The transcript has 4 exons. Gene Ontology annotation, molecular function: sphingosine-1-phosphate phosphatase activity.
AAGUAAUGUCAGACUUUAACCUUGUGAUGUGAUGACUUUUAGAUUGCUGUUUAUCAGAAUAGAUAUGAAACGAGUAGAUUGCGUGAUUCUACAACGAUAGUAACAUUUGGUGGUUCAUCUAUCAAUUGCUCUGGCAACUAUUCUAAUUGGUUCUAGUAGUUUGAAAGUAUAUAACAUCAUAAUGGAAGAGAAAAGAGAAAUACCAUCAACACUAAGGAAAUUUUUAGCAGUUGAUGCUUAUUUGACUAAUGCUUUUGUUAACUGGGCAGAGCAAAUUUCGCUUUUGAAACGAUUGAAGGCCUAUCACAAAUUGUUGGAUAUAUCAUGUCAUAACUUAAUAUGGCUAAUAACUAAUCUCAUGUUUAUUUGGGUUUUGAACAAUUCAAACUUAUAUCAGAUGCAAGUUAAUCUUUUAAUAGGUUUGACACUUGACAUUAUUUCAGUCGUUUUCCUAAAAGCAAUAACAAGAAGGAGACGACCGACAACCGGCAACAAUUUUGCUCCUGAAAAAGAUUCCUUUCCAUCUGGCCAUGCAACACGUGCAGCAUUCAUUACAUAUUUUUUUAUUAAUCUGUGGCCUAUACCUUUAAUAUGCAUACUAUUCUUGUUAGCUUGGUCCUUUUCAGUAUGCCUGUCCAAACUCUUAAUGAGAAAACAUCAUAUAGCUGACAUUUUAGUAGGAAUAGCUCUUGGUACAGUGCAAGGUAUUCUACUAGGAUACAUAUAUUUGGAUCAGGAUACUUGUGCGAGAUUAGUUUGGUGGAUUACAGAUGAAAAAAUAUCUGGAGCUGAGUAUGAUGUUUAAGUAUAUCAUUUUUGUGCAAAAAAA